AACCCUAUUGGAUUUUGAAGAAUAGGGUCUGCAUCUGUUGAAAACUUGAACUUUGGCCCCUCCUUCAUUCUCCAAAGUCCAAAAUACACCAUCUGCAAUUUUUAGAUUUUUAGGCACAGAAACAAAGCGCGGGACUCUGAAAAUUAUCUCCCUCGCUUCGCUUUCUCUCUCUUACUAGUGUUGUGUAGAGAGAGAAAGCACAGAGUUUUCUUUCUCCAAAAGCCACGACCCAUGAUUCUGAAUCGGUACCUUUUCUCAAUUAUCACCUUGAAUCCUUUCAUACCUAGUGUCCCUUCUUUUGUCUCUGCAUUUUUUCAAUUUUCCGGUGGCGGAAUAAAAAUCGAACCUUUACACCGUUUUAUUUUUGGGGGGGAUCUGGAUUUGAGAUACAUGGCAGGUUAAUGUUACCAGGGCACAAGCUGUCUUGAUCAUUUCCUUGGUGGGUUGUUUUUGAAAGAGAUCUGUGCCUACUGCCUAGAAAUUGAUGACUAACGGGGAACCCUUGGAUUUGUAUAAGCUUUUCAUGGUGGUGAAGGAGAAAGGUGGUUAUGAUGCUGUUUGUAAGAACAGGUUGUGGGAUUUGGUGGGGGAAGAAUAUGGAUUGGGUGGGAAGGUUGGUUCGUCUGUGGAACUAGUUUACAGUAAGCACUUGGGUGCUCUGGAGACAUGUUUUAAGAAUGUUGCUGAUGGUAAGUUCCGUGAGGGUGGUUUUGUGGAUGAUAGAGUUAAGUUUUGCAAGCGUAAGAUUGAGGCACCAGUUGAAUCUUUGUCGAAAGAUUAUGUAGAGGAAGAAAGGGGGGAUGAAUUUGAGAGGAGGGUGUGUGAGUGUCCGGAUGGGAGGAAGUUGUGUGGUACUAAUAGAGUGAAGGGUGUGAAACCUGAGUCUAAUGUGGCCAAUGAAGUUCAAAGUGAAGGAUAUGUUGAUUUGGAUAUGCUGGACAAUGGGGCGAAUGAGCCUAUUCCCGAAAACUUUUGUAGCCUUAAUACUGAAAGGGAUAUACUGAAUGUACCUGGUGUGGGCAAAAUACUAACUGUUGAUGCAUCUGAUGCAGAAAGCGACAUGCCUAUGUUGUCCGAUGGAAGCAAGAGCUGUGAUAAUGAUGACGACAACAAUAGUGGUGAAGUCUUGAUAUUGGAUCCAUCCAGUGUUGACAGAAAGAGCUUUGGUCGUAAGAGGAAGAGAGAGACCAAAUCAGAAAUGCUAAGUUGGAUUACUAGCAUUGCUAAAAAUCCUUGUGAUCCUGCAGUUGGUUCAAUGCCUGAAAAGUCUAAGUGGAAGUCUUACAGUAGUCGAGAGAUGUGGAAGCAGGCUUUGUUGUUUCGAGAAUCUGUCUUUCUGAAGAAAGAUUUUCAGACAACCACCGAAAAACUUAGUUGGCAGGGUCAGAAAAUGCAUCCUUCCAUGUAUGAAGAUCGUGUUGGUGGAGUGUACAGUCUUAGACAGAGGUUGAAAUGUGACAAGAGGCUUUUAUCAGGAAAUUCUAAAUCUGAUGGAGUCUCUUCAUCUAUAGGAACGCAUGGAGGUUCAGAGAAAACCCCAAGUCCUCGUGUUGAAAAUCGUCCUGAGAAACAGUUACUUGACUCUUGUACUGCACGCUCAAGUCGAGAUAAAUGUGCAAGGGUGCGCGUCCCUGUGGGGCCAAAGCAUCAAGCUGAAGUGCCGAAAUGGACUGACAUGACAUAUGAGAGUGAUUCUAAGUGGUUGGGGACCCAAAUAUGGCCUCUGGAAGAGGUAAAUUCCAAACUACUUGUUGCUGAAAGGGACCCCAUUGGAAAGGGAAGACAAGAUUCAUGUGGCUGCCAAGUACAAGGUUCUGUUGAGUGUGUCCGAUUCCACAUUGUUAAACAAAAGUCUAAAGUUAAGUUGGAAUUGGGCGAUGCUUUUUUCCGGUGGGAUUUCCACAAGGCAGGUGAAGAAGUUAGGGGUUCAUGGACUGAGCAAGAAGAGAAGAAGUUCAAAGAUGUGGUGAAAUCAAACCCUGCUUCACUUGAUAAAUGUUUUUGGGAUCAUCUUUUUAAAACCUUUCCUACAAAGAGCAGAGAAGAUUUAGUCAGCUACUAUUUCAAUGUCUUUCUUUUGCAGCGCAGAGCAUAUCAGAAUAGGUAUACUCCAGAUAACAUUGACAGUGAUGAUGAUGAAUCAGAAUUUACACCAUUGAGGAAAAUUUUUGGACAUCAAUCUCAGAAAUCGCGCAGCUUCACCUUGUUAUCCCCGAAAAAGGCCACAGACAAAACGGCAAAAUAGCAAGUGGAUGUUGGUCAAACCCUCUGCAUCAUUGAGAACGUGAACCGACAGUUUUGUGCUUCUUCACUGCAGCAAUUUUGGUAUGAUUGGAUCUUUCUCUCCUUACUUAGAAUUUUAAAUCACCAUCGAUUUUGGGGAGUAGAAAAUGGAACAUUAAAAGACUUGUUUGGUGGUAGGGUCAAUUUAGGAGAGAUGAAAGGUGUUUUUUGGAAGCUGACAACUGAAUAUCUGACGCUGUGAAAGUUGGGUUGACUUUUGGUUUACAUGCUUCUAUUCUUGAAACAUGCUUUUUGUCUGUUUGCAGUGACAUGUUGCACAUUUUAUUUUCACCAUGUUUUGGCAAGGGUUACUUUCAAGUUAAAACAAUAGCAUAAAAAAUAUAUAGAGCAACAUUUUAUUGUAGAGUUUUCUGAACAAAUACAGCAAAGUGUUAUUCAAAUUUGUGCCUUUCAUCUGAUGGGAAUUUCAA
Messenger RNA from Cajanus cajan (pigeon pea), 2714 nucleotides. RefSeq names its product AT-rich interactive domain-containing protein 1. NCBI's taxonomy places the organism in Eukaryota, Viridiplantae, Streptophyta, Magnoliopsida, Fabales, Fabaceae. Gene Ontology annotation, molecular function: DNA binding. The record is from RefSeq and is a predicted model, not a curated record.